Messenger RNA from Drosophila melanogaster (fruit fly), 597 nucleotides. RefSeq names its product Odorant-binding protein 8a (gene Obp8a). The transcript is spliced from 2 exons. The record is from RefSeq and is marked reviewed. The coding region runs from base 21 to 512 and encodes 163 amino acids. Lineage: Eukaryota; Metazoa; Arthropoda; Insecta; Diptera; Drosophilidae. Gene Ontology annotation, molecular function: odorant binding.
CCGAUGACAUCGCCGUGGGAAUGAUGCGGAGAUCACAGAUCGGUUUGCUCAGCAGGCUGCUGCUGUUGCUGCUGGUGGUGGAACUGACGCCCCCUGCUAUUCCGGUGCCCAUGCGAUCCUCACCCCAAUCGCUGGCCCUACUGCGAGCACGGGAUCAGUGCGGCAGGGAGCUGACUGCUGCCCAGCGUCUGCAGCUGGACAGGAUGCAAUUCGAGGAUGCUGCCCAUGUGCGUCACUAUCUCCAUUGCUUCUGGUCACGGCUGCAGCUCUGGCUGGAUGAGACCGGAUUCCAGGCACAGCGCAUCGUUCAGAGUUUCGGCGGCGAGAGGCGUCUCAAUGUGGAGCAGGCACUGCCAGCCAUCAACGGGUGCAAUGCGAAAACGAGCUCCAGAGGAUCGGGCGCUCAGACAGUGGUCGACUGGUGUUUCCGUGCCUUUGUCUGCGUGCUGGCCACUCCAGUCGGUGAGUGGUACAAGCGCCACAUGUCCGAUGUCAUCAAUGGGAAUGCCUAGAAAUAUGUACAUAUACAAUUCUAGCUAUUGUGACAUAGCUAAAUAUAUAGACAAAUGAAUAAAAGUUGCAAGAAAACACGGAUUG